Messenger RNA from Arabidopsis thaliana (thale cress), 751 nucleotides. RefSeq lists its product as uncharacterized. The record is from RefSeq and is marked reviewed. Lineage: Eukaryota; Viridiplantae; Streptophyta; Magnoliopsida; Brassicales; Brassicaceae. Bases 79 to 468 code for a protein of 129 amino acids. The transcript has a single exon.
AUAUAAAUACAAACAGUAUCUCUAUAUAUAUAGAGACAGCAACAAAGACAGUAGAAUACAAAAGAGAGAGAGAUAGAGAUGGAAUGUUCAAACAUGAAACAGCAUCAGUACCACGGUUCAUACGCAGAGCCAAGGAUCUCAUUCUCAAGCGGUUUCGCAGCGACUAAGCACGAAAUGAUCAAGUACAAGGAGGCACCAGUGUCGUCAGAUGAUUUUGAGUUCGGAGUCGAGAACUUCUCUAUGACCACAGCAGAUGAAAUAUUCUUCGAUGGCAUGAUCUUGCCUCUAAAGGAAGAAGUUAACACGACGAAGAGAAUGUCAACUCUGAGGGAAGAACUCAGUGAAGAAGAUGGUGAUUCGCCGAGAAGCAAAUCAAAAGGAUCGAGUGGUUGGUGGAGAGAGAGAUUAGGGCUAGCAUUCGUGAGGUCCAAGAAAGAUCACAAGAAAAGUUCUUUUUAUCACCACUAGAAGCAAUUCGAUUCAACCGUUCUUUUUAUUAUUUUUGUUGAUGUUUUUUGGCUUCUUCUCUCCGUAGGGCUAAUUUACUCUGUAAUGUGUUUCUCUCUGUUUUCGUUUUUUCUUCUUCACUGUUCCUCUCCGAUGUAAAAAUUGUUUGCGGUUGAAGAGUUUCUUCUUUUUGUGUUUUUGAUGCUUUUAUUUCAGGAAAAAAUAAUCACAACAUAACUAUCGAGUUUAUUUUCCAACUUCUCUUCACGCGAUCUUUAACUAGAAUUCACAAAAGCAAUCUUUC